CAUGCUCCAACGUCACCCACGCUCCUUUCGACCUGGCUUGUUUUCUGUUCUGUUUCUCUCAGCCGCGUCAUUCUUGUACAAUGACGUCGGUCGUCUUUUCCCCUUGAGCGUUUACCAGCUUUGCGCAGGAGCAAGUCAACCUCGAUACCCAAUAUGGAGGUGUUGCUAGCAAAGGUCACCCAGCAGGCUAUGAGCUAUGCUAUUCGCAGUGGCAUAGCUAUCACAAGUACAUAUGCGAUCAAACAAUGCGGCCGACUAAUGAAAACGGUCGAUGGCCAAGAAAAGCAAGAGCUUGCAGCACUGCAAUCACGGCUGGACUCGAAGAUCAAGAUUAUCUCGCCGGCAAUAGACAUGAUCGAGCUCAUCUCAGCACGUGGAAACACUACACUUGAAUCAGCAGUCACAUUGACCAAAUCUUUGCGGUGGGACAUUCAAUCGCUCGGCAGCCGUGUAGAGAAGGCGGUUGUUGAGGAGCAGCUUUCUAGGAGAGGCAGCUCAAGAGCAAAGUCACGAGCCCAGAAUGACAUGGAGUUGAGGAUGAUUAUCGCUGAGAUGAAGCAACUUUUAGCCCGAAUCGAAGACGCAGUGCCGCUGAUCAAUCUUGCUAUCACAACAUCGGGCGUCAGUUUGUCUACCAAUCUACCGCCGACUGUUUCUCCAUCCCGGCUGCUGCAGGCCAGCACCUUCCUCACCGCUGGAGAUUCGCACUAUUGCAUGUCGAAACCCAGGGCUCAGCAGAUUGGUCCGACGUUUACCCUCUCGAUGUACAUGCUGUUUUCGGGCUAUGCUGUUCCGACUCACGAUGAGCUGCUUCGCCAACGCGAGACGACAUGGAAGGAAGUCAUGCACAAAGCUAGAGUGACGUUGCUGAGGGUUCCGCUAGAGAAUGUCUACGACUACCCAGUUCCAUUCAGCACAAAAGCCAGCAAGGCUGAUGAAGGCAACCAUCGUCACAUUCCAUCGGAGAGUGCGCUACAGGAGUUUGCGUACCAACUCCUGAUAGUCGAAGACUUGGAUGAUGGUCGCGUGCACACGUUCGAGGAUGACGAGCCUCAACCUGGUCCGUAUGAUGGAGUUGAUCAAGCUGGUGUACGGGAGAUCAUACCCAUUCACGAGAUCUCGAAGAUCUUCUACGCCGACACAGGCAAGAUCUUGAACAUCGGCGGCGACGGUGAGGCUAACAACCCAAUACUCUUGUUGAAGCGCGACGUCAACGCGCCGCCUCCGCGCCGAAUGAUGGAACAUGAGCCCACAGACACUGGAUAUGAGUCCGAUGACUCGCACACAGUAGGCGAAGGAGACGACGAGCAAUCCGAACUAGACGCCCAGUUCCGUCGCGAAUCUACGGCAGACCUCGCGGAAGAAGAAGCAGUGCAAGCAGAGUCUGCAACCUACCCCUGGCGCCUACCUCCAACGCUCGACUUGGAAUGGAUGGCCUUCGAAGUCUACCAGGAAGAACUUGAUUCGGACUCGGACUUUGACGACACCGGAGAACCAGCACUAGACAUCUCAACACCCUCAGCCGCAGACACGGCUGCCAGCCGGUCUCGCUCAGAAUCACCAGGUCUCCUAUCAAGCCUCUCGAACCUCAACCUGCAUCCCUCGACCCCGCCGUCCCAGUCCGGGCAGCUCGUUCCCUCCCCCGAAAAAUCCGCCAUACCCACCCACGCAACCAGCACCCCACCGACCACCCUCCCCCCAAUAAAAACCUCCCUCUCAAUGCUGGAAAUGCUCAUCCGCCUGACCGCUUUGCAGCAAUUCCAGCAAUCCUCACACCUCGCGAUCCCAGACGAGUUCCUCACAUUCUUCCUCUCGGAGAGCAGUACGGUGGGUUCGGGCGGGGACUCUGAGUUGAGGAGAAGAGCGAGGAGGGAGGCGAGGCAGAGAGUGGGGUUUGAUCCGUAUGAUGAGAGUCCGAUUAAGCGGCGGGGAGAGGAGUAUCAGGCGCGGGCUAGGCAUGAGGAGAGAGAGGGGUUGAGUCAAGAUCGCGAAGAGUAUGAGGAGGGGAGGGGAGGAGAGGUACAGUAUGACUACGUUGGGUAUCCGACAGGCAGCCGUUCAGGGAUGAGUACGCCGUACUCGCAGUCUGGGACGCCAAACCCGCCGUCGACAGGGAGGAGUAAGUCGACAGUCGAUGUCUCAUCACUGAGUCGUCCGAGCCACGCGUCGAUGAGCAGUCCGAGUCCGUUACUGAGGAGAGCAACGACACAGACGGGGCAGGAGAAGAGUUCCAGGUUCAGACAGCCCAGAUUUCCUCCGCCGCAGCCGCAAACACCGCCGAGUAGCUGAAGGGGAAGAUGUAUGAUUCGCGUCUCGAAGGGAGUCGGUACACGGUACGAUGACUUGGCAUUUCCGGCGCUCGUGUGGCUCCUGUUUUCACUUCUCCAUCAGCGCAG
Macroventuria anomochaeta is the source of this 2396-nucleotide messenger RNA. RefSeq names its product Ran-binding-domain-containing protein. Gene Ontology annotation, molecular function: GTPase regulator activity. The transcript is spliced from 3 exons. NCBI's taxonomy places the organism in Eukaryota, Fungi, Ascomycota, Dothideomycetes, Pleosporales, Didymellaceae. The record is from RefSeq and is a predicted model, not a curated record. The coding region runs from base 154 to 2289 and encodes 711 amino acids. Gene Ontology annotation, cellular component: nucleus; cytoplasm.